Messenger RNA from Dovyalis caffra, 921 nucleotides. NCBI's taxonomy places the organism in Eukaryota, Viridiplantae, Streptophyta, Magnoliopsida, Malpighiales, Salicaceae. The record is from the annotation of a GenBank genome assembly.
AUGCUUCUUAGGAGCUCAUCAACGCCAAUACUGAACUCGUGGAUCCCUCCACACUCAAAAGAACCAUCACCAGAACCCGAAUCUUUACCCCAAAUCCCCAAAUCCCGUUCCAUUUCGUUAACAUCAUCUUCUAGUCCGUUUUCUCCCAUUUCUUCACAGGAUCAUGAUUCUAUUAAAAGUAUGACUAGAGCCUUUUCCGAGACUGAUUUAAGGGACCUUGCAGUGCCAAAGAGAAAACUCAGUAACGGAAUCUUCAAUGGAAUCACCGUUGAGGAGGAAGUUGGAGAAGAAGUGGAGAAAAAGGUGUCCUUUAUGGAGAGCGGUUUGUUUCUUGGAGGGUGUGAGGUUGGAGAGAAGGGUGAGGGUUGUAAUGAUAUGUUAGGGGUUUUGGUGACAGGUGGUGGUAGUGGUGGUGGUAGAGGGAAGUUUUGUGGUGGUGGUGGGUCGGGUUUUGGUGAUGAUGAAGGAUCCGGGUUUUGGGAGUCUAAUAAGGGGAUUGAGAGUACUGAUGUUUAUUAUCAGAAGAUGAUUGAAGCUAAUCCUGGGAAUCCUCUUCUUCUUAGUAAUUAUGCAAAGUUCUUGAAAGAGGUCCGUGCAGAUUUUGUAAAAGCUGAAGAGUACUGUGGGAGAGCGAUUUUAGCAAACCCAAAUGAUGCAGAUGUUCUUUCAAUGUAUGCUGAUUUGAUAUGGCAGAGUCACAAGGAUGCUUCUCGUGCCGAAUCUUAUUACGAUCAAGCUGUUAAAGCUGCCCCUGAUGAUUGUUACGUGAUGGCAUCCUAUGCUCGGUUUCUUUGGGAUGCUGAAGAAGAAGAAGAGGAUGAGGAAGCGGGGGAACAGGGAGAAAAUCUGAGCGAAUUGUCACCGCCAACAUUUUUCCAUGGAUCCAAGCCUCCUCUCCCUCCUUUAGCCGCUGCUUCUUGA